Molecule: messenger RNA, 2792 nt
Organism: Lingula anatina
Lineage: Eukaryota; Metazoa; Brachiopoda; Lingulata; Lingulida; Lingulidae
Product: DNA repair protein XRCC1
Biological process (GO): base-excision repair; single strand break repair; double-strand break repair via nonhomologous end joining
Cellular component (GO): nucleus
Molecular function (GO): damaged DNA binding
Source: RefSeq, a predicted model, not a curated record
ACUGCGGGAUUAUCGUUUUAGCCGCGGAGUUGUCCCGCGAAGCAUGAAAACAAAUAGCAUUGUUGAUCAUUUUACGAUUAAAGCGAGCGUCUUUGUAUAGCAUCAAAAGCAUCAGAAGGGUUCUUUUACAACACAAGAAAACACAGAAAUGCCGGAAAUUAAGAUACAACAUGUAGUUUCGUGUAGCAGUGAGGAUAAAAACAACCCGGCAGAGAACCUGUUAAAACCUGAGGGCAAGGCCAAGUGGAAAAGUGCAGCCUCAGGUGAAAAGCAAGUGUCUGUGGUUCUACAGUUUGAGAAAUCUAGUCAAGUUCACCAGAUAGAUAUCGGCAACGAGGGAGCAGCUUUCAUUGAGGUCUUGGUGGGCAAGUCCACACAGACAUCUGACCAGGAUUACCAGGUGCUCCUGGUGGCCUCAAGUUUCCUCAGUCCUAUAGAGAGUAGAAAUGGCACCAACAUGAACAGAGUGAGGAUCUUCACUGCAGAUAAGCUGUCCAAGGCAGUGGUGGAACAGAAGUGGGACAGGGUCAAGGUCGUCUGUACACAGCCUUUCAAUAAGAAUAUACCUUAUGGUCUGUCAUUUAUCAAGUUCCAUUCUCCACCAGACAAAACAUCACAAAAUGCAACAAAUGAGGGUGGCUUGAAACUUGGUGCCUUCUCUCUGAAGACCACAGAUGAGGAUCAGUCGGUGUCAACUGGCAGUCUCUUUGCCAGCAGGAAACAAGAGCCAGAGCCACUCACUGGUGCCGCUGCAGUCAGGGCGGCCUCCAAACUCUCUUCAGAGCAGUUAGAAAGCAGAGAAAAAGAGAAGAAUGGACAAACUGUGACCCCAGCUAAGAGAAAACAUGAAGACUCUCACAGUGAUAAACCUUCAGUACCAACGAAAAAACCUGUUGUGAAAAAACCUGAGGCAGCAACAUCAAGGCGAAGAAAUUCAGACAGUGACACACCACCACCACCAAAGAAGAAGAAAACCCAACCUGCUGCUGUGAAAAAGCCCAAGCCAUUCAGAGAGUUGAUGAAGGGUGUGGUAUUUGUGAUGAGUGGCUAUCAGAACCCCCAGCGAGGAGAACUCCGGGAUAAAGCCAUAGAGAUGGGGGCCCAGUACAGACCAGACUGGGGGAGGGGGUGUACACACUUAAUAUGUGCUUUUUCCAAUACUCCAAAAUUCCAGCAGGUGGAUGGGAAGGGCUGUAUUGUCAGUCACCAGUGGAUCAAGGACAGUCACAGGAAUAAGAAACUGAUGAACUGGAAAGACUAUAAAGUGAGAGGGUCCAAAACUCCCCCUGGACUUCAAGAUGCAGGGAGCUCUGGAUCAGAAUACUCCCCAAGUGAGGAGGAGGAGGAAGAUGUUGAGGAGGAGGACGAAUGGGAACCUAAGAAAAAAACAAAACCACAACCUAAGCAGGUCACACCAAAGACAACCCAAUCUAAGAAGAAAAACGACAAGGAAGAGGAAGAAGAUGAGGAAGAGGAGGAGGAAUGGGAUCCAAAAAAGAGGACAAAAGCUCCAUCCAAGAAGGAGAGUCCAAGGAAGCCAAGCCCCGUGAAAGAUAGUAAACAAAAUGAAGAGGAGGAAGAUGAGGAUGAGGAGUGGGAUCCAAAGAAAAGAUCAAAACCUCAGCCUAAGAAGGUGGAAGCCUCCCCAAAGAAGAAGAUCCCUGAUCCCAGCCCAGUGAAACCUACCGCCUCCCCCAAACAUUCCAAUGACAGUGGAGAUGACACUGACGCCUAUGAUGCUGCCACUGACGUUGGCUCCGAUUCUGAAGAUACGGAAGAUGAAAUAAGAAGAAUAAAAGAGGAACAGUUGAGAGACAAAGGAGAAGGAAAGUCUUCUAGUAAAGAUGGUGGCUCAGGGGACUUGCCUGACCUGCCUGAUUUCUUCUCUGGAAAACAUUUCUUUUUGUAUGGAGACUUCUCUGCUACUGAAAGAAGGACAAUAUUCAGAUACAUAACAGCAUUUGAUGGAGAAUUGGAAGAUUACAUGGAUGACAAGGUGACCUUUGUGAUCACAAACUCCGACUGGGAUGAUAAAUUUGACCAGGCAUUAUCGGAAAACACCAAUUUGAUCUUUGUGAGGCCAAAGUGGAUCUUCGCCUGUCACGAUAAGAACAAGCUGUUGCCAUAUCAACCGUACAUUGUGGUUCCUGCAUCAUGAAAACUCUCAUGGCGAGAGUAGGGAUUUGCAAUAUUAACAGAUCUUAGUACUGGCUGUUGCCAUAUCCACCGUACAUUCUGGUUCCUAGGUCAUGAAAAAUGUCAUGGCGAGACCAGCGUUAUGCAACGUUAACAGAUCUUAAUACUGGCCCGAUUCCAGAGUAAAUUUGUUAUGUUACUGGUCAUGGUAUUACUCUCUACCAGGGCUGCAGAGAAAUUUUUUCACUAGAUUUGCAAAAAUAUUCUUCUGGCUGCUUCUGUGGACAUUGCUAUCCAGUCCAGCAAGAAUAUAUGAACAGAAUUUCAGAAAUUAUGCUGGGAUGAAAGCAGUCUGAUGAAAAGAGAAUUAUGUGAAAGAAACGCGGGCUGUGAAUUCAAUGUUCUAUCCUCCUGUAGGAAAUGGUCAAAAGUAUAAAGAUGAUUGAAAAUAUUUUUUUUUUUUCUAAAGAACCCUGCCACAUAGACAAUUAAAGAAAAGGGUAAAAGCCCAUUGCUUACAAGAUGUUUUACAAAAAAUAAUUAUGAACUAUUGUUUUUAUAAUGAUAACUUUUUUAUGUAGAAAUGGUGGACACCAUUGUGUAGUUACAUCUCUUAUUGUACUUUUUAUAGAGUCUGUUUAAUAUUUGUCACAAUA